Bipolaris maydis ATCC 48331 is the source of this 261-nucleotide messenger RNA. Lineage: Eukaryota; Fungi; Ascomycota; Dothideomycetes; Pleosporales; Pleosporaceae. The record is from RefSeq and is a predicted model, not a curated record.
AAAAAGUGCAAUACUAGUCAUGGAUGAAGAAAAUUCCGAUCAAGCCUUUUCGACACUAAAAAGAAAACCCCUUACUGUGAUAGCCACGAACAAAGAGAAAGAACUGUUUAUCGAUACUGAAUUCCACUGCUUAGUGCUUUGGCUAGUCCAGCUAAAAGAUAACAGUAUGUCACGUGAUCCGUGUUGAACUGCCAAGCAACUUGUGGAAUGACAAAAGCCGGAUAAAAAGGAGAAGCAGUGGUAGAGGAGAGAAUGCGGGAG